GGUGCGGGGCGGGGUCAUCCGGGCCCGCAGGUGGAGCGGGGCUGGCCCCAUGUGCGCGGUUGGAGGCGGUUCCGCUCCCUGCUUCUGCGGCGCGCAGCGGCUCGGACUUAGUUGGGGCCGGGAGGCGGCUCCCUGCUGCUGCCCGUCCCCGCUCCGCUCCAGCAUGGCUUUCGCUAAUUUCCGCCGCAUCCUGCGCCUUUCCACCUUCGAGAAGCGGAGGUCCAAGGAGUACGAGCACGUCCGCCGCGACCUGGACCCCGGCGAGGUGUGGGAGGUGCUGGGGGAGCUGGGCGACGGAGCCUUCGGCAAGGUCUACAAGGCCAAGAACAAGGAAACCGGAGCUUUAGCGGCUGCCAAAGUCAUUGAAACAAAGAGUGAAGAUGAACUGGAGGAUUACAUGGUGGAGAUUGAAAUACUGGCAACCUGCGAUCACCGGCACAUCGUCAAGCUGCUGGGAGCCUUUUAUUGGGAUGGCAAGCUCUGGAUCAUGAUUGAGUUCUGCCCAGGCGGGGCGGUGGAUGCCACCAUGCUGGAGCUAGACCGGGGCCUGACCGAACCUCAGAUUCAAGUGAUUUGCCGCCAGAUGUUGGAAGCCCUCCAUUACCUCCACAGCAAGAAGAUCAUCCACCGUGACCUGAAGGCAGGCAACGUGCUCCUCACCCAGGAUGGGGACAUCAAGCUCGCUGACUUUGGAGUGUCUGCCAAAAACAUGAAAACGUUGCAGAAGAGAGACUCCUUCAUUGGCACCCCUUACUGGAUGGCCCCGGAGGUGGUGAUGUGUGAGACCAUGAAGGACACUCCGUAUGACUACAAGGCAGACAUCUGGUCUCUGGGCAUCACGCUGAUUGAAAUGGCCCAGAUUGAGCCACCCCAUCAUGAGCUCAACCCCAUGAGAGUCCUGCUGAAGAUUGCCAAGUCUGACCCCCCCACGCUCAGCUGCCCUUCCAAAUGGUCCCUGGAGUUCAGAGACUUCCUGAAGAAGGCGCUGGACAAGAACCCAGAGACCCGGCCCAGUGCUGCCCAGCUGCUGGAGCAUCCCUUCGUCAGCAAGGUGACCAGCAACCGUGCCUUGCGUGAGCUGGUGGCCGAGGCCAAGGCUGAGGUGAUGGAAGAGAUCGAGGACAGUCGGGAUGAAGCAGAAGAAGACGACUCGUUGGAGUCUGCCUUGCCCCCUGGUAAGCACAAGCGGGACCCCUCCGAGGCAAGUCAGAUGAGUUUCGAUGGGGAGAAGCCUCCAGAAUCUCCCUUGCCCAAGGCAGUGAACGGGCCUGUGGUGACUGGCAAGGAGAGCACAGAUGGACAUAGCGAUAAACUCUCAAGUGAAAGGAUAAACGGUGACAGUGGCAAGCUGGAGAGCAACCACUCCACAAAAGCCCUUGCCAGCUCUGCCACCUCGGCCACCCAGGGCAAGCCGGACAUCAUCUUGCAGCCCAGCCGGCUCAGUAACUCAAUGGAGGGGGAGAAGCAGCCUGGGCCAGGCAGCAAGGAGCGGAAGAGCAUCGUGGAGCGACCAGAGAGCAGCCACCUGGAGACCUUAAUGGAGGAAAAGCUUGCAAAUGGGAGCUUGGAUUCCCCAGCUCCGUUCCCUGGCAGCCGGUCCAAAGGGGAUUCGGAUUCUGGCAGCACUUCAGCCUCUGAAAGUAUGGACCUCACCAUCUCCCUGUCUGCUGACCUGUCCCUCAACAGGGAGAGUGGCUCUAUCUCCCCGAAGGAUUCCCGGAUGCACAAGAAGACGUUAAAGCGCACCCGCAAGUUUGUGGUGGAUGGAGUAGAGGUGAGCGUCACCACCUCGAAAAUCAUCAGUGAGGAUGAGAAGAAGGAUGAAGAGAUGAGGUUUCUCAGGCGCCAGGAGCUGCGGGAACUGCGUCUCCUUCAGAAGGAGGAGCACCGAAACCAGGCCCAGCUCAACAGCAAACACCAGCUGCAGCUGGAGCAGAUGCUCAGGCGCUUUGAGCAAGAAAUGGUGGCAAAGAAGAAAUUCUAUGACACUGAACUGGAGAACCUCGAACGACAGCAGAAGCAGCAGAUUGAGAAGAUGGAACAAGAUCACUCGCUGCGCCGGCGAGAGGAGGCCAAGCGCAUUCGCCUGGAGCAGGAGCGGGACCAUGUCAAAUUCCUGGAACAGCUGAAGCAGAUGAAGAAGGAGGUCAAGAAUGAGGUUGAGAAGCUGCCACGUCAGCAGCGCAAAGGGAACAUGAAGGUGAAGAUGGAUGACUUUGCCCAGAAAAAACAAACCAUGGAACAGGAGUUUUUGGCCAAGCAGAAGGAAGACCUGGAGCAAGCCAUGAAGAAUAUAACUGCCCAGAACAAGAGAGAGAUCUGCGACAAGGAACGCGAGUGCCUGAACAAAAAGCAGCAGCUCAUGAGAGACCGGGAGGCGUGCAUCUGGGAUCUCGAAGAGUUUCAGCAACAGGAGAAACACCAGCUCAUCAAGCAGCAGCUAAAGGACCAGUAUUUCCUUCAGAGGCAUGAAUUGCUGCGGAAGCAUGAGAAGGAAAGGGAGCAAAUGCAGCGAUACAACCAGCGCAUGUUGGAGCAGCUGAAAGUUCGGCAGCAGCAGGAGAAAGCCCGGCUCCCCAAAAUCCAGAGGAGCGAAGGGAAGACACGCAUGGCCAUGUACAAGAAGAGCCUUCACAUCCACUCCAGCGGGAGUGCAUCUGAGCAACGGGAGAAGAUUAAACAGUUUGCUCAGCAGGAAGAGAAGAGGCAAAAAGCCGAGCGGCUGCACCAGCAGCAGAAGCAUGAGACACAGAUGAAGGACAUGCAGGCCCAGUGUGAGAGCAACACGAACGAGCUCCAGCAGCUGCAGAAUGAAAAGUGUCACCUCUUGAUUGAGCAUGAAACCCAGAAGCUUAAAUCCCUGGAUGAGAACCACAACCAGCACAUGAAGGAGUGGCGAGACAAGCUGAGGCCGCGGAAGAAGGCCCUGGAGGAUGAGCUGAACCAGAAGAAGCGUGAGCAGGAGAUGUUCUUCAAGCUGAGUGAGGAGGCGAAUGGACAGACGCCAGCAUCCCCAACUAAACAUGCCAAGUUCGUCCCAUUCAGCUCUGCAGAGAGCUUGUAACACCCUGCAGCUGGCAGGCCACCGGCUGGCACUUGCUGUGUCCUCCUGGGCUGCAGAGGGGCAACUUGGACUUGGAAGAUCCACCCCCUCAGCAGUCUCUUCUUACAAGAGCACCCUCCUGUCUUCUAGCUCUGUCUGGGAUAAACGUGGCCUGUCCUGCACUGGGAAUGCUGACUGGAAGUUUUGGUGGCUUUCCCAGGAGCUGGCGUGCUCAGCACAGCUCCAGGCUGAGAAGCCGUGCAGGACCCUUUCUGUGUCUGUAUUUGCACUGUUAACUGGAUGCGUCACCUCUCACGUGAGCCUGGUGCUCACUGGGCUUGUCAGCUCAGGCUGAAGCAAUAACUGCUCUGAACAGGAGAAAUGGGAGAUGGCUCCUGACCUCUGCACAGGGGUUAUCAGCCUCUCUUCACUGUGGCUGCUCCUCCUCCCACUCUUCUGUAAGGACAAGUCUCGGGCAGUGCAGCUUUGGCAUUGUCUUAGGCUAACCUUGACCUUGUGAUCCCUUAACACUUGCCUUAGAACUAUUUCUAUCUGCUGUGGCCCCUUUUUUGCUCAGGAGAGAGACAGUGAUGUGGAUAUUUUUUUGCCUUUGAGGAGAGAGGUUUGGGUUUUUCUUUCCUCUUCCUCCCUGUACAGACUGUGCAGAAUGGGGACCAUCUGGACAUCCUUCCAAAGAUGCUUCUGCUUCUUCAUUUGCUAUAAUUACUAGCACCAUAGUCCCUCUGGCAUCGAGCUAACACUGUCUUAUUGGAGGCUGGACUAUGGCAUAAUUAAACUGUUCAGCUGGCUGCAGGCUUUUGUUUCUUAAAGAAGUAUAUGAGUAUGUGCAGAGGCGGAGGUUUGUAAUGGUGUUCAGUCCUGCGGUGGCACGGUGAGAUAUUGACAACAGUCAUGUGUCUUCGGUAAGGACAAGUGAGGGGCCAAGGGGUGUUAUUGCCAGAACCCAUGGUCACACAUGUGCUUGAGAUACUUGAAGUGUUCUCUAUGUGUGGGCCAUAUGGGUCAGCCAGCCUGGCCACUCUGCAGUCAGGGUUACGGGCUGCAAAGCAUCAUUUGGAAGGAAUAAAUGAGUCCUGAAGCAAGGUGUACAAAGGAAGAGGAGGUACAAAGACAGGUUACUGUGCCUUGUUUACUCUCAGCAUCGCCUUCUCCACUGCUGUCUCAUCUCUUUAAGAUGUGCUGCAGUUUCUCAGAUGAUUCCCCUGACUUUCAGCUUAAAGUCACUUGGCAAAGUGGCGGCAGGUCCAGCCCUCUGUCCUUUCUGCUCCAUGGUGAUGUGUCUCUGUUGGACUGCUGUCCUCCACCUGCACAAGGCAGUGCUUGGCUGAGAUGCUGGGUACAACCCAGAGCACAGACCCAGGUGGGGGGACAGAGACCUCUCGGAACAACACCUUCUUUACACCACCAAAAAGUGUAUGGUAGCACUUGUUUUUCUCUCCGUUGAUCUUUGGACAAGUUUGGUUUAGGUUUGCUUCCCUAGCAAGCAAAAAAUGUUUCUUCUUUUAAAAA
Molecule: messenger RNA, 4573 nt
Organism: Pezoporus flaviventris
Lineage: Eukaryota; Metazoa; Chordata; Aves; Psittaciformes; Psittacidae
Gene: STK10
Product: serine/threonine kinase 10
Exons: 20
Coding region: 50-3064 (1004 amino acids)
Biological process (GO): protein phosphorylation
Molecular function (GO): protein serine/threonine kinase activity; ATP binding
Source: RefSeq, a predicted model, not a curated record